GCGUUUUACACGUGGUAUGUUUCAUACGGGAGACUACUCUAAUUGCAAAUAUUGGAAACACGCAAGAAAAUUUCCUAUUUUUCGCCAUCUAGUUUCAAAUCCGCUUCAAUUUUAAAUAACGACAUGACAGAACAGCUAGCAAUCCAUUCGAACGAAGAAGAUAAAGAGGAUUUUGUGGACGAAAGCAUAGCAGAAAGACUUUGGGGAUUGACAGAGAUGUUCCCAGAAACUGUUCAAAAUGCUUGUGGGACUCUGGCUGGGUUUACAUGGAACUCAACAAAAGCUUGUUACAAAUUUAGUCGUACCGCAGUUUGGACAGCUACUUCAAUAUUUGCUAUAAUGUUUUUGCCAGUGUUAUUUGAGCAUGAAAGAGCGUCAAUGGCAGAACAGCAGCUACAACAGCAGCGACAGAUUCUGUUGGGUCCAAAUGCCGCCAUGUCUGGAGGAAUGGGAUCAAGCAUGCCCCAUGCACCUGGGUUGAUGCCUCCACCCCCUCAAUAGCAGAUUUUGAAUGAUACAUCUCGUCAGUUUUAUGAACUAUCCAACUCCUCACACAUUACCAGCCUUGAUUGCAGGAUUUAGUAAUCAGGCUUGCUUAAAUAGUGUAUGAACCAUAUCUGCGGCAACAACUUCACUUCAUUAGAAGAUUUAAACCUCAACUCAACUUGUGUAUGAACUGUCUCUGGUGCAAAAGCUUUAGGUGUAGUGUUAAAUAAUUGUCCUUUAAUAUUUCUGAGUGUAUGUCCUUUAAUAUUUCUUAGUGUAUGAAGUAUUUCCUAAUCAGUAUUCAAAGCUUUGGACAAAUCACUUAGUGCCAAACUCUAAUAAUUGACAGGACAAUGCUGGUCACUUUAUUUAAUAAUGCUCUUGAUAUCACUGACAAUAAAUAUAUCUUCCAUAACCUUCAUCGAGGUCAAGGUUACUACCAUUCUGUAAUACAAUUUUGAACAGUUGUCAUAAUUCUUGGAAAGAGGUACAUUAGCAGGAUUUAUUUGCUACUGCUUGGAUACUGUUUGCAGUCAUUUGAAGUAUAUGCCUAUACAUUAAUUCAUCAACUAAGCUUCUUUACAUGGAAUCAAGAUUUUGCAAUUGUUGAUGUUAACCCUUUCAGUGCGGGAACCGAAUUUUGAAGGCCUUUGCAAACAGUUUGGAUCCCGAUGAGACGCCACAGAACGUGGCGUCUCAUCAGGAUCCAAACUGUUUGCUAUUCUGAUAGUAUUCUUUGGAAAAAAAUCAAAGAAAAUGCUAAUUUUAGAAAUUAAGCAGACGACAUUUUAGCAGAAGACAAAUUUCCAAGCAUGCAAAGGGUUAAUACUUGUUAAGUAAAGCAUCAAGUAUCCAUUUGGAUUUGAGAAAGAUUUUGUAUAUUUGUUACUGUGUUUAUUGUAAUGAUUAAACCAAUGCAGGGAU
Dreissena polymorpha is the source of this 1410-nucleotide messenger RNA. Its product is annotated as mitochondrial import receptor subunit TOM22 homolog. The transcript is spliced from 3 exons. The coding region runs from base 124 to 501 and encodes 125 amino acids. Gene Ontology annotation, cellular component: mitochondrial outer membrane. The record is from RefSeq and is a predicted model, not a curated record. Lineage: Eukaryota; Metazoa; Mollusca; Bivalvia; Myida; Dreissenidae. Gene Ontology annotation, biological process: intracellular protein transport.